Chelmon rostratus (copperband butterflyfish) is the source of this 4298-nucleotide messenger RNA. RefSeq names its product centrosomal protein 63 (gene cep63). The record is from RefSeq and is a predicted model, not a curated record. The transcript is spliced from 14 exons. NCBI's taxonomy places the organism in Eukaryota, Metazoa, Chordata, Actinopteri, Chaetodontiformes, Chaetodontidae. The coding region runs from base 341 to 2503 and encodes 720 amino acids. Gene Ontology annotation, biological process: de novo centriole assembly involved in multi-ciliated epithelial cell differentiation; centriole replication. Gene Ontology annotation, cellular component: centriole.
AGCUGCAUGUCGCUCUGUGUAGUUCAGUUAACGAUGUAAACAAAAGUAGUUAGACGCGCUGAAACUAGCUAACGUUGGCUACUAAUGAUUGCUAACCAUGUUAGAAACUUUAAUUGUCGUCACUCAGAUUUAGCUUGAAUCCAAGCUAAAUUGAUCUAACCUUAAGUUAUUUAAUUUCAAUUUACGCACCUGAACUGGCGCCGUUGCAAAGCUGUUAGCUAGGAACGUUAGUGCAGUCACAGGUUGCUAGGUUAGUCAGCUUAGCAUGUAGCUAACUUGAGGCAAGUUAAAAGUGUCCACGGAGCUAAAUUAUUUGCAAGACUUAACAAACACUGACAGUAUGACUUCCAACCGGAUGGAGGCUUCUCUGGGAUCUCUGCGGAAUCCUGAUCUAAGCUCUGUCCUGUCAUCAUGUGAGCCAGAGCUCCAGGAGCUGAUGAGACAGAUUGACAUCAUGAUCAGCCAUCAGAGGAGUGAGUGGGAGGCUGAGAUGCAGGCCAUGGAGCUCAGGCUGAAAAGUGGGGAAGAGGAGCUGCAGACUUCCAGGAGUCACAUUGAACGGAGGGACCUGGAGAUUGCAUUGCUCCACAAGCAGCUGGAGGAAGUGCAGCCUGGUCGACAAGAGUUGGUUAUCAAGUAUGAGCAACAGCUGCAGAAACUCCAAGAAGAGUUAGAUAAACUGAAGAGAAGUUAUCACAAGCUUCAGCGCAAACAACUCAAGGUGACCAGCGGAGGAGCAAAUACUAAAGAGACAGUCUGUUCAGAGGUGACUCCACUCAAUAAAAAGAUUGAGGAGUAUCACCAGCUCUCUGCAGAGUGGGAGCAGCAGCGCAUCCAGUACCAAAAACAGCUGACAGCACUGGAGUCCCACAAUAAGAGCCUGACUGAUGAGCUCGCACACAUGAGAGCCCAGUGCGAGUCGCAGAAGGAGAGGGAGCACAGGGAGUGCUGCUUAGAGGUGCAGCGUCUGUGUGCGCAGCUGGAGGAGACUCAGGGCCGCCUGCACUCACAGGAGCUUGACCUGGAACGCCUCCGACCCCUCGAGGUGUGGCUGGGACAGUACCAGAAAGAGCAGCAGGUUAGCAGAAUGGUCCUUGCAGAGGAACGGCAGGAGCUCCACGCCACAUUGGACUCCCAGGAUACAUUUGUGCGAAGAGCCAGUCUGGAACGCCAAAGGCUUCAUAAUGAAGCUGCCAGACUCACCCAGUUGCUGCAAGCUAAAGAUCAAGUCAUUCGCUCUCUGGAGGACUGUCUGGCAGCUCAGGGUUGUGCUGGUGUGGAAACCCUCAGACAAGAUCUGGAGAAGACCACAACCAGGCUUCACUGUGCCCAAGCAUGUGAGGUUCACCUCAAGGCUGAACUGGCCUGUCUGAAAGAGAGACUGGAGAGGCUGAGCCGGCAGAGAGCUGACCAAUCAAAGAUGGAGGAGCUGAGAGGCAGUAAAGCAGAAUCUGAUUCCUCUGUUGCUGAAAUAAAAAAGCUCAGAGAGGAGCUCCUGAGGGCCAAGCAGACGCACAGCGGCGAGGUGGCGGGAAUGAGGAAGGAGGUGUCAAAGCUGACCGCCGAGCUGCACCAGCGCGACCUCACCAUCGCCGCGCUGAACAGCUCCUCAUCCGGCGUCAAGCAGCAGCUCCGCGGUGAGGUGGAGCGAGCUGAACAGAGGGCAGCCGAGCUGAAAAUGACUCAGGCCCAGCUGGAGACUCUGCAAACCGAGAGCCAGCAUCUGAAGGUUCUGCUGCAGAGGCUGGAGUCUCAGUCACCAAAGAGGGGGGAUUCCUCGCUUGCAUCCCUGAGAGAGAGUUACGUGUCAUCUCUGAGCACCCUGGAACAAGAGAAUCGACAGCUGAGGCAGGCGCUUGCUGAGAUGAACGGCCGCCAUGAGGUCUCCAGCCGUGUCUGUGAAGACCGGUAUGAACGAGCUCAGCUCAGUCACGCCAUGACUGACCAACCACAGCCUGCUCAUGACAGCAGCGAUGAUACCAGACUUGACAAUCACAGGGAGGGGGUGCAGGCAACGAAAGCCAAGCUGCAGGAGAACACCGCUCGCUCUGAAGGGCAGAUCCAGAGGCUCUUCAAACAGCUGCACACCCUGUCCCAUUCUUCCAGAGAGCCCUCCUGUCACCAGGCCCAAGACUGCAGGUCUCCAUCAUCAGCAUCCUCCUCCUCCUCCUCCUCCUCCAGCACAAAACUCACCAGGAGAAACUCAGUGCCAACCCGAACCUCAAGUGAAUCUGCUGCCGAGGGACAACGCUCCAGCUCUGAAGACUCUCUGAGCUCGGUGUCCAGAGGAAAAGUCAUACCCUCCCCAGUGGAACCCGUGUCCCCCGCACACGGCACGGUGUCUCGUUUCCUGGAGGAGGAGAACUCUCGGUCCACGGAGCUGCUGCAGAGACUGGACGCCCACAUCCAGGUUAUGAGAGAGAACAACGUCAAGACGGCGACCAAGUACCUGCCAAGUGGCUCAGGGCUGGAGUCUGGUCAGACCUCAGUACAGACUGGUUAGUGGAAUAAAAAUUACAAGAAGUGCCUUGAGCAGUCGGGCCAUAUCUACAUUCUUGUACUUCAUUAGAUCGUACGUGGUGGAGAAUGACUUUUGUGGGGUGUUUGGUGUGUGCCUCACUUCACACAUCUUUUCAUAUUUUUACACAGUUUGCUCUCUUUAGUUCAACUUUGACUUCACUCAUUUCACUCCGAUGAGCUCUCAUCAUGCAAAGUGCUGUCAGGCCACAGCAUUUGAAGCCCGCUGCGUCCCCACGGCGAAGGCCGGCCUGCACGAGGUUACACAUAUGACGCAGUGUUAGCCGUCCGUAGGCGAUUAGCUCAGAGUGUUACCUGUGAUUUUUUCCUUUUUCUGUUUAUCAAAUAUUUAUUUUUUCUGGUGGCGGAUUGUGUUCUCACUGGAGAUCUUACAUUUUUGCCCCGUCACAUCAAGUUUAUCUCACAGACCUGACAAAGGCGGACAGAGUAAACGCUUUGCAUCACCUCACACUGCAAAGACUGCAGCUGACAUACUCUGCAUGUUCUGUUCCUCCUGAAGAGCCAACAGAGGCUCAGUGGUCUGUAUUUAAUUAAAAUGUUACUGUGGUGCAUUUGCCCGGUUAGCACGGUGCGUUUGGACUGGUGUGAAAGCUGUCAGUGGAACCCUGGUACAGACCACACAAGAGGAGGCGCUCUUGGUCCGGUCCCAAAUGAACUCUGAUCCAGCUUUUAGACGUUCCCUGCAAGUUGUUAGCUGUUGCUCGGCUAGCCAGGGAAUGAAUCAAGGUCAGACCUGGAGUAGUGCAACAUGGUUCGCUGGUGGACCUCGUUCGGGACCUUCUAUCUGUGUUUACGGCCUUGAGUGAAGUGAACGUUCUCAGGUGGUUUCAGGGCUGCAUUUUGGCUCGCUCGGAUUUUCUCCAUGUGAAAAGAAAAUGAACCGAAGAGGAAAAACUCCAAGUUUCACCAGCUCAUCAACUGAUUUGAACCAAAAACAAAGCAUAGUUGUGAAAACACCAUAAAACCUUGUUCAACUUCCUGAAACUUAUGGCAAGAAAAAGCAGAAAGUCCUCGCAGUUGAGAAGCUGAAACCUUCUGAUGUUUGGUUUUUUUGUUUGAAAAAACAGAGCGCAGGUCCAUUUAAGCGAACAUUAGCACUUGUACAGGCUUUAUUAUCAGAUGGAAAUGUGCCUCAGCGUUGCUUUUAGUAGACUGAAAUGACCUCAGAAGUUGUUUGGUUGGUAUAUUCUGCCCUGCAGUCUGUCAUAUUUGUGCAACCUCACAUAACUGACUUUUGGUUGCUGACUUCCACUUGAGUUACUUGUUGGAGUUCCGACAUUAAGUGGAGAUCCUUUGCACUUUUCCUCAAACGACGCUCCAUAUUCCGAGCUGCCUUGAAUGCCUCAUUAAUGCAAGCUUUGCGUUUACGUCCGGAGAAAAGAAUGUAGCUGCGAGCCAAAGAGGUGUCCAUCCCUGCACGUCUGUCACAACUGGGAAAAUACCACAUAUGUACAUGUCUGUCCAGACAUCCCAGACAGAAGGGAGGGAGAGAAGGCAGCUUAAACUGUAGCUCCGCUCACCCCCACCCAGCUCCAUCACCACCGCCACCCACGCACCCACCCUGCAGAGGCCCUCUAGCUAGUCAAGUGCAGGAAUGCGUGCACCAAGCCAAUGCUGUCAUGAACCUUCCCCUGCGGCCUGCUUUGUCCUCAUCAUUAGAAAGCUGAUGGAAUGUUAAUAUCAACCAUGUGGGGCACUCAACCUCAGAAACACGGAAAGGCCAGAGGGGAAUAGUUAUACGUUGCUGCUUUCCUAUUGGA